AUGGCAAAUGAUCUAAUCAUUCUUCAGGAUUUUGUUUAUGAUGAGUACGAAGAAGUACACCAAUACUAUCCACAUGGUUACCAUGGUGUAGACAGAGAAGGACGUCCUGUCUACAUUGAACGGCUUGCAAAGAGGCAUAUAAAUUCUUUGACGACCAUUAUAGAUGUGUCAGGAGUGAGCUGGAUGAGCUUUCGAAAAUUAGCUCAGGACCUUGUAAUGCGCAUGCAGAAAACUGAUGGCGACAACUAUCCUGAGACAUUGAAUCAGAUGUACAUCGUUAACGCUGGAGGCGGAUUCAAUCUUAUUUGGAACACAGUGAAAGGCUUUCUCGACCCUAAAACUACUUCUAAGAUACACGCUUUGUUGUUAUCUUUAAACAGUGAGCUUCCUGAGUUUCUUGGAAGAGACUGUACGUGUGCGAAUGAGAGUGGAUGUAUGCGAUUCAACAAGGGGCUUUGGAAUGAUCCCGAGAUAAUGAAACUAGUGUGCUCAAGAGAUGCAAUGUACAAAUCAAAAGGAAAUAGACCUCCCAGAGAAUGGAGAAGUAACUACAUUAUUUGCCUUGCGGGCAUCUUCUUUUCCAUCCUAGGAGUCUAUCUGUCUAUUCAAGAAGGAGCAUCAAAGUCAAAUUUCGUCAAAGAGUUUGGGAAAGACAUGAACCGGAUUUUGGAAGAGAUCCCUCGUGACCGUAAAACGUUUAUUUUUUCAGCGACUAUGACUCAAAAGCAUUUCCUUGGAGUGGAAGGAUUGUUUUUGGCUUUGUAUGUUCGAGAACUUCAAAGGGCUUGUUUGAGGAAUCCUGUCAAGAUUGAAGCUGUCUCCAAAUAUCCCACUGUUGAUACUCUAAAACAGCAGUAUCUGUUUGCUCCUUCUAAAUUCAAGAGCCGAUCCUAUCAGUGGUCAUAUGAGCCAGGGGAAUGCAACAUCUUGGUUUGUACGGAUUUGGCUAGUAGAGGGAUGGAUAUCCCAUCCGUUGAUGUGGUCAUUAACUACGCCAUGCCCACAGAUCCAAAGGAUUACAUUCAUAGAGUGGGAAGAACUGCUCGUGCUGGACGUUCUGGUCUCGAAUGGUUAAUAGAAAUAGAGAAACACUCAUUGGCAUGA
This is a messenger RNA of Microthlaspi erraticum, 1104 nucleotides long. NCBI's taxonomy places the organism in Eukaryota, Viridiplantae, Streptophyta, Magnoliopsida, Brassicales, Brassicaceae. The record is from the annotation of a GenBank genome assembly.